This is a messenger RNA of Aspergillus eucalypticola CBS 122712, 1661 nucleotides long. Its product is annotated as adenosylhomocysteinase. Gene Ontology annotation, molecular function: adenosylhomocysteinase activity. Lineage: Eukaryota; Fungi; Ascomycota; Eurotiomycetes; Eurotiales; Aspergillaceae. Bases 100 to 1449 code for a protein of 449 amino acids. Gene Ontology annotation, biological process: L-methionine cycle. The record is from RefSeq and is a predicted model, not a curated record. The transcript is spliced from 7 exons. Gene Ontology annotation, cellular component: cytosol.
UUUAUUUCUCUUCUUCCCCCUCUACUCUUACUCCCUUUCACUCUCCAUAUUUCCUCACCUACCCUCCCCCUUUUUUUCUUAUCUUCAUCACACACAACCAUGGCUGCCCCCGCCCAGAAGUUCAAGGUCGCCGACAUCUCCCUGGCUGCCUUUGGCCGCCGCGAGAUCGAGCUCGCCGAGAUUGAGAUGCCCGGUCUCAUGUCCAUCCGCCGCAGAUAUGGUCCCGACCAGCCCCUCAAGGGUGCCCGUAUCGCCGGUUGCCUGCACAUGACCAUCCAGACUGCCGUCCUCAUCGAGACCCUCGUUGCCCUCGGUGCCGAGGUCACCUGGACCAGCUGCAACAUCUUCUCCACCCAGGACCACGCCGCUGCCGCCAUUGCCGCUGCCGGUGUCCCUGUCUUCGCCUGGAAGGGUGAGACCGAGGAGGAGUACAACUGGUGCUUGGACCAGCAGCUCUCCGCCUUCAAGGAUGGCAAGAAGCUCAACCUCAUCCUCGACGACGGUGGUGACCUGACCUCCCUCGUUCACGAGAAGUAUCCCGAGCAGCUCAAGGACUGCUACGGUCUGUCCGAGGAGACCACCACUGGUGUCCACCACCUCUACCGCAUGCUCAAGGAGGGCAAGCUCCUUGUCCCCGCCAUCAACGUCAACGACUCCGUCACCAAGUCCAAGUUCGACAACCUGUACGGUUGCCGUGAGUCCCUCAUCGAUGGUAUCAAGCGCGCCACCGAUGUCAUGAUCGCUGGUAAGGUUGCCGUUGUCGCUGGUUACGGUGAUGUCGGCAAGGGCUGUGCCGAUGCUCUCCGCAGCAUGGGUGCCCGCGUCCUGGUCACCGAGAUCGACCCCAUCAACGCCCUCCAGGCUGCUGUCCAGGGCUACCAGGUCACCACCAUGGAGGAGGCUGCUCCCCAGGGUCAGAUCUUCGUCACCACCACUGGUUGCCGUGACAUCCUCGUCGGCCGUCACUUUGAGGUGAUGCGCAACGACGCCAUCGUUUGCAACAUCGGUCACUUCGACAUUGAGAUCGACGUUGCCUGGCUCAAGGCCAACGCCAAGUCGGUCCAGAACAUCAAGCCCCAGGUUGACCGCUACACCAUGGCCAACGGCCGCCACAUCAUCCUGUUGGCCGAGGGUCGUCUCGUCAACCUUGGCUGUGCCACCGGCCACUCUUCCUUCGUCAUGUCCUGCUCUUUCUCCAACCAGGUCCUUGCCCAGAUUGCUCUGUUCAAGGCUGAGGAUGCCGAGUUCGGCAAGAAGUACGUCGAGUUCGGUACCACCGGCAAGAAGCCCGUUGGUGUCUACGUUCUCCCCAAGGCUCUCGAUGAGCAGGUCGCUCUCCAGCACUUGGAGCACGUCAACGCCAAGCUGUCUCAGCUUACCCCCGUCCAGGCUGAGUACCUUGGCCUGGAGGUCACCGGACCUUUCAAGGCUGACCACUACCGCUACUAGAUGUCGAAAUCCUACUGCUAGACUUCAACAUUCACGAUGUUACGACGACAUAUACAGGGUUCUUUAUCAACAUGGGGCUCAAAAGCAUUGUCUUCAACGGCAAAUAAAAGUGGCUGGGUAUGGCUAGGGUUGCAUUGGUGGUUGUGGAGUAAUUGUUCAACAGAAGAUACCAGAUAAUUGAAUACAUCAUAUUCCUACUACAGUAGUUUACC